Molecule: messenger RNA, 611 nt
Organism: Sorghum bicolor (sorghum)
Lineage: Eukaryota; Viridiplantae; Streptophyta; Magnoliopsida; Poales; Poaceae
Product: 60S ribosomal protein L38
Exons: 3
Coding region: 154-363 (69 amino acids)
Biological process (GO): protein-RNA complex assembly; translation
Cellular component (GO): cytosolic large ribosomal subunit; ribosome
Molecular function (GO): structural constituent of ribosome
Source: RefSeq, a predicted model, not a curated record
GUUACGGCCCAUAUCAGGCGAUCUGGCUUCAGAAUCCCCUCCUCUUACCCUAGCCUAUAACCCCUCUCCUAUAUCCACCGCCGCCGCCGUCGUCUCAGGCUCACCUCUCAUCUUCGGGUUCGCAUCGCAGCGUCUUCCGCCCAGGCUACCACCAUGCCGAAGCAGAUCCACGAGAUCAAGGACUUCCUGCUGACGGCGCGGCGGAAGGACGCGCGGUCGGUGCGGAUCAAGCGUGCCAAGGACGCCGUCAAGUUCAAGGUGCGCUGCUCCAAGUACCUCUACACCCUCUGCGUCCACGACGCCGACAAGGCCAACAAGCUCAAGCAGUCGCUCCCGCCAGGUCUGACUGUUCAGGAGAUUUAAGUAUCAAGCCACAAAUUGUGCUGUUUGUGGUAUCGAGGACAUGUUUGCUCCAGUAUUACUCUAGUAUGUAGGUGAUUUCAUGCUAUGUUUGAAUGGAUUAUGAAGUUGUGUUUGGGAGAUGUAGUAUUGGAAGUGAUGUGUUGAACCUAUGAGCCUGUGGUGUAAUGUUACUCCCCACCAAAAAGAUGGCUGUCUAUCAUAAGUUAAACUGAAUUCUGCUAUAUUUGCUGCCAUUUUUGUCUGGUUCC